AUGGCAUUUGAAAACAAUUUAACUAAGAGUGAUAUUGUGACCUCUGCUUCAGGUGUUAUUUCUCUGUUAAACGAAGAAGAAGCAAGUUUAAAAAUUUUUGGUUUAGAAAAAUUGAAUUCCAUUGUUGAUAUAUAUUGGCCAGAAUUAGCAGAUUAUAUUUUCAAAAUAGAAGAAUUAUGUGAAGAUAAUAAUUUUAUUGGAAAAGAGUUGGCAAAUUUAGUUGCUAGUAAGGUUUAUUUUCACUUAGAAAAAUAUUCAGAGGCAUUGAAAUAUGCAUUGUGUGCAGGAAAAUUGUUUAAUAUAAAUGAAAAAUCUCAAUAUGUAGAAACAAUGUUAGCAAAAUGUAUUGAAAAAUACGUAGAAAUAAGAGAAAUGAAUUAUGAGAACAGCAAUAAUAAUAAUAUAGAUUCCGAUAAUACUUAUAAUAAAAAUGACUUAAAUUUAUACAAUAAUGAUAAUAACAAUAUAAAAAAUGAUUCAGAUAUUUUUAAAGGUGAUUUAAAUAAUGAAAUUAAUAAAAAAAUGGAAUCACUUGUUGAUGAAAUGUUAGAAGUAUGCAUAAGAAAUAAUAGCAUUAAAGAAGCAUUAGGAGUUGCCUUAGAUGCAAGACGUUUAGAUAAAGUAGAAUAUAUAAUUUUAAAUGCGCCAAAUAAAAUAGAAAUAUUGCAACAUUCUAUAGCCAAUGAAAAACAUAUAAACACUACAAAAAAAUUUCGAAAAGAUUUUUUUAAAUUAUUAGUAAAAAUAUAUCUUUCUUUAAGCGAAGAAGAAUUGAAAAAUGAAUAUAUUAAUCUAUGUGAAUGCUUAUUUUAUAUAAAUGAUUAUAAAAAGGUUGCAGAAAUUUUAUUAAAUUUAUUAGAUAACUACCAUCUAAUGGCAUAUCAAAUAUCCUUUGAUUUGGUAGACUUUGAAAAUAAAACUUUUUUGAAAAAUAUUUUAAGGAGAAUAAAAGAGAUAUUAAAGCAAAACAAGAGUUUCUAUUGCGGAGAUAAAAAUGAUUCCAGUUCACUAAAUGAAACAAAAAAUAAAAUUAAUUAUAAUGCAUCUACUGAAGAAAAAAAUGAUAUUAUAAGCAACCCUGAGGAUAAAAAUGCAAACGACGAUAAUAGUGCAAUUGAAGUGAAAAAUGAGAAAAAUGAUACAAUAUCAAACAAUGCAAACAAUGAAGAAAAUGAAAACAGGGGAAAUUUAACAGAAGAAAAAACAUUAGAGGAAUCAGAUAAAAGAACUUCAGAAAAUAAUAAUAUGUUAAGAAAACAAGAAAAAAAUAAAAUAAGUGAUGAUAUAAUGAAGCAUGUAAGUGAAAACCAUAAAUUAUAUGAUAAAAUUAAAAAACUAGUAUAUAUCUUAACUGGGAAAGUAACUGUAAAUUUAUAUAUCGAAUUUUUACAUCGAAAUAAUCAUGCUGAUUUGAUUUUGUUAGAUACUUACAAAAGUGUAGUGGAUUCAAGAAGUAGUAUAACACACCAUGGAAUAGUAAUAGCACAUGCAUUAAUGCAAACAGGAACAACUUGUGAUGUUUUUUUGCGUUCAAAUAUUGAGUGGUUAUCAAAAGCAAUUAAUUGGGCAAAAUUUUCAGCAACUGCUUCUUUAGGUGUUGUUUAUAAAGGGCACGUAAAUGAAUCUUUUAUUGUUUUAUCUACGCAUUUGCCAUACAAUGAUAUAUCAAGGGAAAUAACAAAUCACUUAAAUGUAGGUCUUGCCCCAAGUGGUGUAUAUUCAGAGGGUGGUUCAUUGUAUGCUCUUGGAUUAAUACAUGCUAAUUAUAAUACAAAUGACAAAAAAGUAAGAAACUAUUUAUUGUCUCAAUUAAAAUUAAAUGUCAAUGAUGAAGUAUUACAACAUGGUUGUUGUCUAGGCCUAGGUUUAGUAUGUUUAGGAGAUAACGAUGAUGAACAAGUAUAUGAUGAGUUAAAAGCAGUUAUGUAUUCCGAUUCGGCAGUAGCAGGAGAAAGUGCUGCUUACGCAAUUGGUUUAUUAAAGUUAGGAAGUGGAGAUGAAAAAUGCGUUGACGAAUUACUGGCAUACGCUCAUGAUACACAACAUGAAAAAAUAACAAGGGCAUGCAGUAUAAGCUUAGGAUUUGUAAUGUUUCAAAAAGAAAAAGAAGCAGAUAUGUUAAUUGAAGAAUUAAUAAAUGACAAAGAUGCUAUCAUAAGAUAUGGAGGUAUGUUUACUAUUGCAUUAGCUUAUUGUGGCUUAUCUAAUUAUAAUAAGCAUAUAAUAAAAAAAUUAUUGCAUUUUUCUGUAUCUGAUGUAAGCGAUGAUGUUAGAAGAGCUGCUGUUAUAGCAUUAGGUUUUGUUUUAUGUAAUACACCUACACAAGUACCCAAAUUUUUAAAUUUAUUGAUUGAGAGUUAUAAUCCCCAUGUACGUUAUGGUGCAGCAUUAGCUUUAGGUAUUGCUUGUUCAGCAUCAGGGAACGAAGAAGCAGUAAAUAUGUUAAUGCCAUUAUUAACAGAUACUACCGAUUUUGUUAGGCAGAGUGCCUUUAUAUCUUUAGGAUUAAUUUUUCAACAAUCAAAUGAACAUGUUAAUCCUAAUUUUAAAAAAUAUAAAGAUGACAUUAUGAAAAUUUUAUCAGACAAACAUGAGGAUAUUAUUGCAAAAUUUGGAGCUAUAGUAAGUGCUGGUUUAUUAGAUAUAUGUGGUAGAAAUGCUAUUUCAACUUUUUUUACAAGAAGAGGAAAUAUUAUUAGACCUCAGGCAGCUGUCGGUUUUUGCUUAUUUAGCCAAUUAUGGUAUUGGUUUCCUCUAAUUCAUAUGAUAAGCUUAACUUUUUUGCCCACGUGUCUAAUUGCAUUAACAGAAGAUUUGAAAGUUCCUAAAAAUUUUAGUGUUAUAUCAACUUGUAAGAAUCAUAAUUUUGAUUACCCAUCUUUUUUAAGUAAAGAAAAAACUCAAGAAAAAAAAGAAACAGUUACAGCAGUUUUAUCAACUACUGUUAAGAGAAAAACGCUUAAAUUAAAAAAGCAAAAAAAUGAUAAAUUAACAAAAGAAAAAACAACACAAGAUGAUAAUAGUUCUGUUCUAUCAGAUGGAAAAUCUAUGAAAAAUUUAGAAAUUUUAAGUACAGCUGCUACAGUAGGUCAAUCAAGUCACGUUUCUCAUGCAGGAAGUAUUGAAGGUAGUGCAAAUGGCGAAAAUACGAAUGAUCAGGGAAAUGAUGGAAAUAAUAUUUCAAAUUUGCAAAAAAAUAAAAGAAGUGAUACUAAAAACAAAAAUAUAAACAACAUUUCUUCUAAUAAUAAUACAGUUGAUAUGAAAAACCCAUGCAGAGUAAUCAAAAUGCAAGAGAAAUAUAUUGAAUAUUUAACCAACAGUAGAUAUAAACCAGUUCUUCCUACAAGAAAAUCAGGUUUUAUUAUGCUGAUAGACACAACGCCAACAGAACCAUCUGAAUAUAUUGAAGCAAGUAUCGAAGAUAGUACAAAAAAAGAAGCACCACCAUUUGAACCGUUUGCAUGGAAAGAAGAAAAUUAA
This is a messenger RNA of Plasmodium relictum, 3483 nucleotides long. It is a transcript of the gene RPN2, whose product is annotated as 26S proteasome regulatory subunit RPN2, putative. Gene Ontology annotation, biological process: proteasome-mediated ubiquitin-dependent protein catabolic process; regulation of protein catabolic process. The record is from RefSeq and is a predicted model, not a curated record. The transcript has a single exon. Gene Ontology annotation, molecular function: enzyme regulator activity. The coding region runs from base 1 to 3483 and encodes 1160 amino acids. Gene Ontology annotation, cellular component: proteasome regulatory particle, base subcomplex; proteasome storage granule; nucleus. Lineage: Eukaryota; Apicomplexa; Aconoidasida; Haemosporida; Plasmodiidae.